Molecule: messenger RNA, 1371 nt
Organism: Phymastichus coffea
Lineage: Eukaryota; Metazoa; Arthropoda; Insecta; Hymenoptera; Eulophidae
Product: putative inorganic phosphate cotransporter
Exons: 2
Coding region: 1-1371 (456 amino acids)
Biological process (GO): transmembrane transport; monoatomic anion transport
Molecular function (GO): transmembrane transporter activity
Source: RefSeq, a predicted model, not a curated record
AUGACUGUACCAAUAAGUGAGCCUAUAAUUCAAGGAGAUAAUGAUUUUAAUAACACGUUUUUACGAAACCUUACAUCAAAUAUAUAUAUGAAUGAUAGCGUUAUUUCGGAAAAACGUUACGACUGGGAUGAAUAUACUCAAGGAGUCAUUCUUUCUGCUUUUUACUGGGGUUAUGCUUUCACGCAACCGUUUUAUGGCUCUCUUUCGGAAAAAUAUGGAGGCAAAUAUUUUCUUGGUCUCAGCAUAUUUAUACCAUCUGUGAUAAGUUUUUUCACGCCUAUAUUAAUUUCUUGGGGAGGUUCCAUGGCUCUCAUUUGCACUAGAGUAAUCUCUGGAAUAGCUAAUGGUGCAAUGUACCCAGUAUCAAAUACCAUGGUAUCCCAAUGGACAACACCUAAUGAAAGGACGAAAAUAGUAAACGCUAUUUAUACUGGGGCAUCAUUGGGAUUAUUUCUUGGUAUUGUAAUACCUGGAUUAAUCAUAAAAUAUUCGGAUAUGGGAUGGGCUGCCGUGUUUUAUUUAUUUGGUACAAUUGGAAUCAUUUGGUUCCCAACUUGGACCCUAUUUGUUUACAACAAUCCACCGGAACAUCCUUUUAUAUCUCAGGAAGAACGGGAAUAUUUGAAACCACGUUCCAGUGGAUGUAACGUUUUAAAUGAACUUCCCUCCACUCCAUGGAAAAAUAUAAUUUUCUGUAAAGAAUUUUGGGCUUUCACAAUGGGUCUUAUAGGUAAUAGUUGGGCCUUUUUCGCUAUGAUUACAGACUUACCUAAAUAUAUGAGCAGUGUCGUCAAAUUUUCUAUCGAUAGUAACAGUUAUUUCUCAGCUCUACCAUAUUUAACAAUGUGUAUUGUUAGUACCGCUAGUACAUGGAUUAAUGAUAAAAUGAUAGAAAAACAAUGGAUAUCUGUAACAAAUGCAAGAAAGUUAUUUGCCUCAUUUUCACUCACUGGACCUGCAGUGUUCAUUAUUUUAGCCUCAUUUGCAGGAUGCAAUAAGAUAUUGGUUGUUGUUAUGUUCAUGACUGGAAUAUCAAUAAUGGGUUGUAUUAAUCCUAGCAUUAUGAUGAGUCCACUAGAUUUGAGUCCAAAUUAUGCUGGUACCUUCAUGGCACUCGGUAAUGGUAUUUCGUCAGUUGUAGGUAUAAUUGUACCAUAUAUUAUCGGUAUUUUAACUCCAAAUCAAACUAUUGAAGAGUGGAGAAUAGUAUUUUGGAUAGUAUUUUUCUUCUCAGUGGGAUCAAAUGCAAUUUAUAUAUUAUGGUUCAGUGCAAAAAUUAAAGAUUGGGAUGAUCCUAGUUUUAAUAGAAACCAAUCAGAAAAUAAAAAAAAUGAAUACGGCGGAGCUAAUGUAAAUAUGUUAUCUAAAUAG